This is a messenger RNA of Anopheles maculipalpis, 3269 nucleotides long. RefSeq names its product protein nervous wreck (gene nwk). The record is from RefSeq and is a predicted model, not a curated record. Gene Ontology annotation, molecular function: protein binding. The coding region runs from base 2 to 3268 and encodes 1088 amino acids. Gene Ontology annotation, cellular component: neuromuscular junction; recycling endosome. Gene Ontology annotation, biological process: neuromuscular synaptic transmission; regulation of actin filament polymerization. The transcript is spliced from 9 exons. NCBI's taxonomy places the organism in Eukaryota, Metazoa, Arthropoda, Insecta, Diptera, Culicidae.
AAUGGGGAAAGCGUUGCAUAUGUCAGGAUCGUUACCAAACUUGCCGGCCCCUCCCGAUCGGACCGGUCGGCGUCGGAAGCUGAUGAAUCGAUACUACCAGCGGCAGGGCAAUUACACAAAGUUUCUGAAGAAUCUCCACACGGAGCAGUUGGCGAAGCUAGCGCUCAAGAAUCAGAACGAGUGCGAGCUGCUGGAGGACAUCCGACAGUUUACGCUGAAGCGGUCCGCCAUCGAGAAAUCGUACAGUGAGGCACUGCUGAAGAUAUCGUCCGCGUACUUGAACAAGAAGCAGGCAUGCAUCCCGGAGAUCAAAAUGGACGGUGCGGAGGAGAAAUGGAAUAUGUGGAGCGUUUGGCAAACGGUACUGGAGGAGAACGAAAAGCUGGCCCGAGCCCGCCUCGCCGCGGUCGAGGUGUUUCAACAGCAGAUCGCCGACGAAGCGAAAGUUCUCCGUAGCACCAAGCUCAACAGCAGCAAGCGUUGCAUUGAGAACCUUGGCGUGGUGCAGAAGGAGCUGCAAAACUCCGUUACCGACGUGGACAAGACGAAGAAAAUAUACUUCGACGAGGAGCACAGUGCCCACGAUGUGCGCGACAAGGCGCGUGACAUCGAGGAGAAGCUCAAGAAGAAAAAGGGCUCCUUUUUCCAAUCGAUCACAUCGCUGCAAAAGAACAGUGCCCGUGUAACGUCACGCAAGGAACAGCUGGAGGAAAAAUCGACCGGAGCCCGUAACGAUUACAUCCUAAGUCUGGCGGCGGCAAACGCGCACCAGAAUCGCUACUUCACCAUCGACCUGCAGACCACGAUGGCCACGAUGGAGAACUACGUGUACGAGCGGGUAGCGGACUAUCUGGCGCUGAUUGGCCGUACCGAACUGCUUACCUGCUCCGCCACGCAGAACUCGUUUGGCAAGAUACGUGACCAGGCACAGCAGCUGACGCGCGAAUACAAUCUGCAGUGCUGCUAUCUGUACUAUCCGGUGCUGAAGCAACACAUCCAGUACGAGUUCGAACCGUGUGACAAUGAUCCGGUGCGCAAGAUUACGGCCGAUCACGAGUCGGCUGCGGAAACGUUGAGCCGUGAGGGUAAACGAUGGGCAGGACGGGUCGCACGGGAGAGUAACGUUAUAAGGGAAUGUGCUCGUAAGCUGGCGGUGUGUACGGCACUGCGGGAAGCGGGCCAUCGUAACGAUCCAAACGAUCAGAAUGGGCCGGAUCUGGAGACAAAGAUUGAGGAGUUCCGCGAAAACAUACGCAAGUCGGAGAUUGCGAAGGCGAAGGCAGAGGCACGAUUGGAAUGUUUGCGAAUCGGGGGUAUUAAUGUGGACGAAUGGAUACAGGAGGCAGAAACGCUCAGCGUGCAGGAGAUGCCUCGCUCGGCAAGUUCGUUAUCGAUGCGUACGGAUGCGUCGGGACAAGGGGAAAAUCCGAGCUCCGAUUCAUUCUACGACAGCGAUAAUGCUGAACAAGAUCAACCGGUGUCGGAGUCAUCGCCUGCCCCGAAACAACCGGAACCACCAUCGGACGAGUUUACGGCCGACAGUGAUGAGGAUGAGGAGUUUGGCGUAGAGCAAGAGCGACAGAAAAUUGAACAGAUUUCACAUGGCUGGGAUGAUCCGACCCAGGUCGACUGGGGUGCAGAGGAGGCUGCGGCUGCAGCAGCAGCCAGUAGCCAAGCUGCCGCUGACAGUGCUGCUGCCGCUGCAGCAGCAUCAGCACAACCACGCGAACCAGCAGGACAAACGUUCAAGUGUACCGCACUGUACUCGUACACCGCUCAGAAUCCGGACGAGUUGACCAUCGUGGAGAGUGAGCAGCUCGAGGUGGUAGGCGAAGGUGAUGGGGACGGGUGGCUACGGGCACGCAACUAUCGUGGCGAAGAAGGGUUCGUGCCACACAACUAUCUCGAUGUGGAGCGUGACACACCGGUCGAUACACACACGCCUGCCCAGCUAUCGUCACAGAUAUCGUUCUCCUCGGUGGACUACACCGUCGACAAUGAGGAUCAGGACCAGAUGCAGGACUCGGGUCAAUCACCGGACCAAAUUUCGGUCAUAUCGGCACCACGCAAGGUCAACAAUCAGCUGUACUGUGUGGCACUGUACGAUUACGAUGCUACGGCCGAGGAUGAGCUAACGUUCGAGGAGGGCCAGAUCAUUAAACUCAUCACCAAAAGUCCACACGGUGUGGAUGAUGGUUGGUGGGAGGGUGAGCUGAUGGGAAAGAUCGGCAACUUCCCGUCGCUGGUUGUGGAGGAAUGCGACGAGAAUGGGGAACCGCUGACUGAUGCUGAGGACGAAUCGCCGCCACCGUCAGCACCGCCCACGUUUGCGGCACCAGCACCACCACCGCCAAUGAUUCUCCACGAAGCAACGCCACCGGAAGGUCAAAGUCCAAAUUUGACCAACGCUGGACCCGCUAUCGAUAAGUUUGAGUUCGAGCUAAACAACGACCAACAUGAACAGUAUGGAACGCAGUUUUCAGCACCUCCACCGUCACAACCGCCACCGGUUGUUAUCUGUGAGGAUCCUGAGGGCGAAGAGGCCGCUACUAUGGAAGAGGAAUCUCGACAAGGGGCAACCGCAACAGCAACCGCAACAGCAGCUACUGCUAGUGGCGGUGAUAGCAACCAGCUCAACUUUGCCCAAAUCAUUGUAACGGCCGCCACACCGAUGCACGAAGAACCGGACAAAAAAUUCCCGCCUGCGGAAGAAUCCACUACCACCACCACCGCAGCACCCGAUAACGAACCGUCAGAGAUCGUGGAAAAGCAGGAGCAGGAAAAGCAGGAGAUCAGCAGCAAGCAGAAAUCUCAGGAUGCCGAGGUGCCAAAGCCACCGACGCCCCCAGCAUCGCAAGAACCGACCAAACCAAAAUCCGCUCCACCCAAGCCAGCCAAACCACCGUCACCGCCCAAACCGGAAAAGCCGGCCACCGCGCCGAAACCCACCAAUGUAGCCGCAAAAAGUGCUACCGCGAAAAAGCCCGAACGAGUUCGGCAGGGUACGAUCCCGGACCCCGACCCGGAACCCGAACCGGAGCAGGCUGAAGCGGCACCGAUCGAGGAUCCGGUUGCACCGUUCGAGGCAAACUUUGAGGCAAACUUUGAGGCAGGCUUUGCGGCCAACUUUGACGAUGCGUUCGGCGGUGAGCAGAGCAGUCAGCAGGAGGUACCGAAGCAGGUGGUCGGUGGACGGGCCAGCAUACCGGAAGAGUUGGAACCGCAUCAGCUCGCAAGGCUGCAGAACCUGAAGGAAUCGAACGCAUAAU